AACUCUACACAUCAUGUGGGAGAAACAUGGCGUCUUGCAGCAGGUUGCCCUUGCAUCCUUUUCUCUCCACUACAUCAGCACGCCUCGUCUGUAACAGAAAUGUCCAGGUUGAAGCUUCUACAGCAAAGAGUUUAUAUCCACCUAUUCUGCCUUCUCGGACCGCGAAGAGUAAGUCAGCGAAGAGGCGCGUGGUGACUGAGUUCUUCGAGCAGCUGCGCUCGCGCACCGCCCAGGAGAAGAUCCGAGCGCUCACUCGCGUUCAGCGCAAGAAGUACGUGAUUUAUCCGCCGACAUUUGCUCUCAACGCGGAUAAAUGGUAUCAGCACUACACCAAAACGGCCUAUCUCAGCGGUCUGCCAGAGAAAUACACACAUGCGGAGUCCGCGCCGGUUAUUGAUGAGUCUGUGUUGUCCGAGGUGCGAUCUGUAGUCUGCAGCUUCAUCUUACAAGAACAUUGGUACUUGAAGAAAGGGAGAACUUUCAUCCACAAAGAGCAAGAGCAAUUCGUCACUCCGUUUUUAAGGAACAUGGUGUGUGGUCUAAAAAACCUUCUGGCCAAAGAAAACCCCGUGCUGUGUCUGUCUAGUUUAGAUUUUGACCCUCAAGUGAACUAUUACUGGUUACGGGGAGAAAGGACUAUUCCAGCAGGACACAGGAGUGGGCGGAUUGAACCGAUGAGAUUCCAGAUUGAUGACAAACCUCACAGUCAGAUCAGAAUCCCACAACAACUUCCUGAGUUUGUUCCUCUUGAGGCAGAGACCUCUGCUGAAGUUCCUGCUAUCAGUUUGGCUCCUGACCGCCUCCCUUUGUUCAGGAGACAGUAUGACAAUAACAUCUUCAUAGGUGCCAAACUGGAAGAUCCAUGCUCCUAUGGUCACACACAGUUUCACAUGGUCCCUGAUAGGUUUCGCAGGGACAAAAUGAGCAAGAAAGGCCUCUCUGAUCAAGUCGAGGUUUCACUAAGAGCGAAUGGUAUUGCCAGCCUGUUUGCAUGGACAGGGGCACAGGCUAUGUAUCAAGGCUUUUGGAGUGAAGAGGAUGUGAGUAGGCCGUUCGUGUCUCAGGCUGUCAUCACAGAUGGGCAGUUCUUCUCAUUUUUCUGCUAUCAGCUCAAUACUUUGGCUCUGAGUCCAAGGGCUGAUGGCAACAAUGCCAGGAAGAACUUAUGCUGGGGCACAGAAAGCAUGCGCUUGUAUGAGAGAGUCACAGACGGAGACAUAGUGGGCUGGAAUGAUGCUGUUCUGAGGCUGCUGCUGCAGUUUUUGUUGAACAAACCACAGUGAGAAUGAGUUAUGAUUAUUCUGAGUGUCAAUAAACAUAAUAUAUACA
Molecule: messenger RNA, 1329 nt
Organism: Ctenopharyngodon idella (grass carp)
Lineage: Eukaryota; Metazoa; Chordata; Actinopteri; Cypriniformes; Xenocyprididae
Gene: mrps30
Product: mitochondrial ribosomal protein S30
Biological process (GO): translation
Cellular component (GO): ribosome; mitochondrion; mitochondrial large ribosomal subunit
Molecular function (GO): structural constituent of ribosome
Source: RefSeq, a predicted model, not a curated record